AGCCAUCGCUCGACCAACGAACGAGUAAAUAGUGGUACUUUUUUUUGUUGUUGCUGUUGUUUAACAGGAAUUGUCAGAGCCGCGACCGCACACACACGCACACACACAGCGCAUCUCCGGACGAGAAGGCCCGUCACGUUGACCUUUUUUGUGUUCAAGAGAAACCUCGUUUGUUUCACGGACCUCUCUCUCUGUGGGUGGAAGGGCACCGCGCUUUACGACGCAUAAGGGGCUCACACACGAGCAAAACCAAGCAAACAACAACAACAAAAAACACCGUAGCGAAUCAACACUCAUAGCAGCGAGGACACCGUCUCGCCAAUUACGUCAUUAAACCGCAACCAAAGGAAAGGAUACGCGUGGUAACGCUGCACCUUGUAUCUUCUUUCACCCCCUCUUUCUUUCUACAUUGUUAUUCGUUUGAGCUUUGCAUCACAUUCCCAUCUGUCUGCUGUUUAGUGUGGUCUUGCGUCGCAUCUGCCGUAAUUGUUUCCUUGGAUCUCACGCAGUUCCAGUCGCAGAGUGCUCUCGCGUAACACUAUCUUCCUCUUUUCUUGUUUUGUAAUCAUAAGUCUCUUUUGCUCGUGAGAGCUGUUGCCUGCGCUUUUCCACGUUUUGUUGUUGUCUAUUUAUUUAUCUAUACUACGAGCCGCGUCUUUCUUGGUGAUUUGCUGAGAGGAGAUUAGUGCCUUUUAUUACCGAGUCUUCUCUUUCCCACGCACACACGGGUGCUUGAUCAAAGCGCCGCGUGUGGCUCUGCUGCUUUCCAGAACUUCUACCAAUUUGCUGUUGUUGAAACCGCUGUCUUGUGUUUGGUGGACCCCUCUUUUUCUUUUGUUCUCUCUCUCUUCACCUUCAAGAUGAACGCGAUGAACGACACGGAGAUUGUGCAGUAUGUGCUGCGCAACAAGAGUAACUUCUACAAGAUCCUCAUGGUGGAGCAGUUGGCCACGAGCGAUCAGAUCAAGAUUGCCUACAAAAAGAUGGCCCUCAAGUGCCACCCCGACAAGAACAAACACCCACAGGCUGCCGAGGCAUUCAAGCUGGUGGGGUCUGCCAACGCGACGCUGUCGGAUGCGACAAAGCGACGCAUUUAUGAUCGCCACGGCGAGGCCGGCGUGCAGCGGCACGAGAGCGGCGGCGGGCGUCGUCCCGCGAACGGCGCGGCGGGUGGGCCGUACCGUCGUCGCCCUCCAGGUCAGCGCGACUUCUUUGAGGAGUUCUUCUUCGGCCCCGCGCAGGCACGCGCAGGUCCACCCGGCCACAACGGGAACUACUACCAGGCCGAUAUCAACGUCAACCCUCAUAUGUUGCUGUUGAUUCCUAUUAUUCUGUUUGUCAUCAUGGCGAUGCUGCUCAGCAGCACCUUUACGGAUACCGACGCGUCCAGCGCGAUGUUCGGCGCCAGCGGCGCCGGUGGUCGUGGCAAGUCUGGUGUGUCCAGCGCCGCCUUCAGCUUUACGCCGUCCCCGGAUGAGGGCAUAGUCGUGCCGCGCACGACGUCGCUGUACGGGUUGCGGGUGCAGUUCUACACAACGCGACGCAUGUCGGAGAUGAUGGAUCGCCGCAGGGACAUUUACCUCUCGAUGGAAAAGAAGGUGCUGGAGGGCCAGCGAGACUACUUAGGACGGCGAUGUGAGGCGGAGGCCUUCAAGUUCCGCUCACGAGGCCGCAAGGAGGACCCGCCGGUGUGUGGGGAGUAUCAGCAGUUCCGCCGGGCGUUGGGCUGA
Molecule: messenger RNA, 1730 nt
Organism: Leptomonas pyrrhocoris
Lineage: Eukaryota; Euglenozoa; Kinetoplastea; Trypanosomatida; Trypanosomatidae
Product: putative mitochondrial chaperone protein DNAj
Exons: 1
Coding region: 861-1730 (289 amino acids)
Biological process (GO): cellular response to misfolded protein
Cellular component (GO): endoplasmic reticulum membrane
Molecular function (GO): Hsp70 protein binding
Source: RefSeq, a predicted model, not a curated record